Guyanagaster necrorhizus is the source of this 2186-nucleotide messenger RNA. RefSeq lists its product as uncharacterized. NCBI's taxonomy places the organism in Eukaryota, Fungi, Basidiomycota, Agaricomycetes, Agaricales, Physalacriaceae. Bases 91 to 2073 code for a protein of 660 amino acids. The transcript has 2 exons. The record is from RefSeq and is a predicted model, not a curated record.
GCCACAGUGGCUUGACAUUCUUCACGCGAUACCGCGACGAUUUCACGACCCGACACGUAUUUUUCUUACAUUCACUGGGUUUCUGUUGCCAUGCCUGCCAUCGUAACAGCGCCAGGGAGCCAGAAGGCUAAGCCGACCACCAGGAGCUCUAUACGACAUACCCUGGGAUUUGCGUCCGUUGGUAGGGCCCUGGCAGACGUGAUGAACAAAGAGGGAAAGGAUGGAGAUAAAAACGCAAAGAAGUCGCUGAAGGAAUCCCGUCGCUUGAGCGCAGUUAAUAUGCCUGUCUCUUCGUUUCGGACUGCCAACUCGUCGUCGCCGGGGCCAAAGGUGUCUGAUACACCAGACUCAAAGACCAUUACCCGACGCAGAGCAUCAGUGGCCUCCGCUUUGCAGAAACCCCGCGACGUCACGAUGGCCCAGUCGACCGUCGUCACUCGCUCGACUUCACUUCGUCCUCGCCCCACAACCUCGUCUGGCCUCCCAAAGUAUCGGCCCAAGUCGGUCACCCUGGAUGUCGGUGCAAAGAAAGCGCCCUCUCCUGUGAACCCGUCCCGGAAGCGUCCCAGCACCUCAGACAAAGAGGAGGACCUUACAACCUCUGAUGACACUAAAAAGGUCGCUCAGAAGGUUUCCAGACCCAUCAGUCCAUUACCCCAGAGAGCCGCCCUGAAGGCUAAUAUGUCGAGGACGGCCAAUGUAACACCACCUGCUACUCCCACAAAACUUAGACAAACCCCUCCUUUGAAGACAUCUGCUCGUCCCAAUAAGAUCAUCAAGGUUGCGCCUGCGGCUGCCCCUUCUUCAUCUUCGUCGUCUACCAAUUCAUUAGUUCCACGAACCCCCCAAACCCCCAAGCCAUCUACUUCAAAGCUCUCGUCUGCAAACAAGGCUCAUCACAGCUCCUCCUCCAGGAAUUCUCCUCAUCGUUCUCUCAAUGAAUCCCCACUCGCACGCCACUCACGACAGAACUCCAAAGCUAACCCUCCCAUGCCGCCCCACGCUGGUAAUAUGUCCCAUAUAUCCGAAGGUGGCAGCGAUGACGGAGAUGAGGAGGACGUAGAAUUACUUCUUGCCCCUGUUGCUGUCAUUGACGCCCCUACACCUGCUAUGCCGCGUAUACUUGCUUCUCGCCAGCGACAGGCCCCCGAGACACCAUCACGAUCUACUUUUCUACCAUCACUCUCCGAUCUUUCGUACGCUUCCCCUCAGCCACCAAGUAAUGACAGUCCAGCAUCCCUUCGUCCUCAGCCAAUUUCAAGGGGGGCUCCCAGGGGAUCCAUCCUCUCAUGGGAGCAACUUGCUGAUGAAGCGUCGCGUACUCUGGGCGAAGACGAGAUCCAGAAUAUGAUAUCCGAUGUUCCUGCUCCAUUCAGGUCAGGAACAGCAUCUCCCGUGUCAUCCACUAUGCAUCUAGAGUUACCCGAGAGCCCGUGCCUUAGUGCCAUGAACUCCCCCGGUGGUUAUGGAUCCAUUUCGCAAGUUUUACUACCUGAGGUCACCCCUUCUCCGGCUCUACAUACUCGUCGUCAAAGUCGUGGACCGUCAGAAGUCCCUGUCAUCGAUGGCGCUAUUGUAACCUUACUUCGACUUCAGUUAGAGUCUUCAGAGCACAUCGCCAAGGAACGGCGUAUCCAGCUGCAGUCUUUGGAGGAAGAACUUCACCACGUGAAAGACGCCCAUGUCCAUGAUGUAGAACAGCUCGCACUACAGGUGAAACAUUUGGAGGACCAGCUUCGGAGCAGUCUGGAAGUUCGUGAGCGUUCUGCAAUCGAACAGGCCAUGAACAUUGCCGAUUUGAAGAGUCAGCUGAAGAAGGCCCACUCAUCGGGUGGACAUAAUACAACCUCAAGGGUGCAGGUUGCCGUGGAAGAUUCACAAAACAUGAUACUUCGCUCCGAAAGGCUGAAAUGGGCUCGUUCGUCUUCGGCUCAUGUGGCCGCCAUGCGUUGGACCUCUGUCAGGGAAUUUGCAGAGAUGGAGCUCGACGUUGUCAAGAGUGACCAAGAAGUUUUAUUGCUUUUAUUGGGUGAGCUGGAUCUCAUUCAUAAGCAGCUGGCCGUAUCUGUCUAAACAUAUUCUUAUCUUUCUUGUGUAUAUAUGCCUAGGAUCACUUUACACCUUUCAAAUUGUAUUUUUACACAGUCAUCUAUCAUAGUUAAUCAUGAUCUCAUUCUAUCAUCGAU